AUGAGCUUGGCACCAAACCUGAACUGUCCGGGUUUGUCUUACGGCGGUCCAUGCACUCCAGGCCUGACUAUUUUCGUUCAUCUUCUGUGCAUCUCGACCAAUGAAUCCGUUCACCGAGCAACUCUUGGUGUUCUGGUCGAAGUAGCCCAAGAUCGCGACUCCUUAGAUGCAGUCGCCUCGGUUCCAGGCAUUUCGAUCCGUCUGAAUGAACUAGCGAAUUCGCGCAACGAAGCCAUCUCUACCUACGCGGGAACCCUCAUUUUGCGACUCACGGCGACGCCUGACGACUCGUCGGCCAGCGGCGGGGGGCAUAAGGCGGAAACGCUCAAUACUCCGCCACCGUUGCCAAUGGAUACGAGCGGCGGACGGAUGUCUCCUGUAGUGGCGUCAAGCUGUUUUCCACCUCAAACCGUGUUUCAUCAGCACCACAAUCAAUCAGCACCCUACGCUCCACAACAAUCACAGCAGCGUUACUCUCAAGGCAAUUACCACUAUGCGGGCGAGGCGAGCGGGGGCUCGUUGAUGGCCAUGGUGGGACCCCCGCCUCCUCCUGCGACUUCGGUCUACGUUGGUGGGGGCGGAGGGUGUCCCAUAAGCACUCAGACUUUGCCACCCCAACAACACCAACACUGCUUCCAACAGCAAGUGAAUGAGUCAGUCUAUCCUCAGUGUUCGUGGAGCGGGAGUCCCUACUCAUCGGAGCCUCAGGGUCGCCCGGUGUACACAAACACGAUGCCGCCACACCACCCUCUGCCUCCGCACCAGGAAGUGGUGUAUGGAUCCGCCGCGGCGGGUUAUCCUCCCUUAGCGGGUGCUAGAGGUGGAGGCGCCACCUACCACCACCGCGGCAGUCCAGCGUCGACAAACUACUAUUCGAGUGGUUACGUUGAGCAACAACACCCCGUUGGCCCCAUAGCUUCCCCAAACCCACGCGCCUGCUACCCUGCGAGCACGCCCACCUCGAUGGACACCACCGCCGCCGCCGGGUAUCCGAGUGCUGGGACUGCCGCGGGUCGGUUGCCUCCGGCCGACGCCUACAUGGGGGGAGCUCUGCAGUCAGCCAACUCCUCAACCCCGACGUCAUCUGCGGCGAGUGACCAUCGCUGGUUUUCGUCGGCCCAAAUGUGCCUGCCGUAA
Messenger RNA from Mesocestoides corti, 1137 nucleotides. The record is from the annotation of a GenBank genome assembly. NCBI's taxonomy places the organism in Eukaryota, Metazoa, Platyhelminthes, Cestoda, Cyclophyllidea, Mesocestoididae.